GCUCCGGGCUUCUUCGCGGCAAUAUUGGUCGCUCGGUCGCGCGUUCUCGGCCGCGCUCGAGCCCGUUGCGUUAAUUGUCGAUUAUUUUUUUUUUUUUAAUACACAUCGAUCGAAACGCACGAGUGUCAAAAUUCUUUUGCAAACGUCGUGACAUCUUUUCGUUUAUUUUUUUUUUUUGUACCGCGACCAUAUCGUAUGUCACUACAAAGUGAUUAUUUCUAAAAACAAAAGAGUAAAAACAGUGUUAAUUGUUAAUAAUAUAAGUUUGUUUAAUCGACAAGUCAAGUUCAAUUGAUAAGUUUUGAACGUUAGUUUUUCAAGUUUAAUCCUUCACGCACUGGAUACCGAUGCUACAAUUCGGUCACAGUGCGGUUCCGCCGACCAAACGGUGCUCGGUCCAGAAAUCGACGAAAACAAAUUUCUCGUGACUGGUGUAUCGUGUGCGUGUUAAAACGGUGCCCCUAUUCACCGGUAAGUGACGGCACCACUCACGGGGUUUACGACUACAGCUGCCGCUCGUCAGAGUUAAAGGCACGGGAAAGACGCGAGUUGAUCUGAAAAUAUAAACAUCGUGGAUAUAGUGGAUCGAGAGGAAGGAGUGGCACAUUUCGUGCGCAAUGUAAGAGGGCUGAUGCCAAGAGCAAGGAGAUCGCAGGACAUCACCGGGGAGGACUUGACGUCUGUCCGGAGUACCGCGCGCGUCCCGUACAGGCUUGUCCUAGCGAUGCUACAUUCCACGCUGGUCCCGCGUAAUCAUUGACAACUGGCAAGAUGCGAAGCGAAGUGGGCGAAUGGCUGGCCACGUGCGUAGGUUCGCCGAUAUGCAUCCUGCUGCUGUCAUGGUCCCUAUUGAUCUACCAGAAUCAAUCCUCGUCCGCGAAACGGAAGAUCGACGUGCUCACAGUCGCGAUUCUCUUUCAAAGUCUCACGCACCAAUUGGGGUUGCUGCUUUACGCGAUUCUCACUCUGAUCCGUCCAGCGAAUCAUUUUGGAGAGCUAUGCUCAACGUUGGUGUGGGUGCUGAACUCGUCGAGUAUCCUCCAGGAACUGACCCUGACGUCGAUCGCGGUGUUCGCGGCGAUCAGCAGCCGCGACGACGUUAUCAAUCUCACGAAGAACCACCUGAAGUACCAUUUGGUGAGCCUAAGCAUCAUCAGCGCCUGCAUCGGCGUCACCGGCGUCCUCAACUUCGAGCCAGAGGUCUGUGUCUUCCUCUCCCACGAGAUCUCCCAUAAAUACGGGGUCUUCGUCAACUCCCUCCGGAGUCUGCUGGCUCUCACGUCUUUCUUCGGCGUGUUGGUCGCGGUCUUCAAAAACCUCUGCCGACCACCGACUUCCGAGCUGCUCAAGUCAAUCUCCGAUCUGUCCGAGGCGAGCUCGAAGAACUCCUCGGGUGCAUUCGAGUGUCACCCGCAACAUUGGGACCCCUCGAGCGGAUCGUGCACCAGCGGCUCGACCAACAGCCGGGCGUGCUUGAGGAAGAAGCGAGUGCAGGUGGACGAGGCCAGCGGCAGAUCGACCGUUUACAGCAUACUCUUUGUCUGCUACAUCUUCGAGCAUUUGCCCAUCCUGAUCAUCUCCAUUAGACCGAGCCUGCUAAAGAACUUCUGCACGCCGCAAAAUCUGGCGACAUGGUUGCCAUUGGUGAAGGACACGCUGCUUCCGGUCUUCCUGGCUCUCUUCGACAAGAUGUUCUGCCGAUACGUGGCCAAGGUCUACACAAAGCAGGAUCACGCGAGGAGACUGUCGCACUGCGGUAUAGACGGCAAAUUUCGACACUUCGAGCAAGACACCGAGUACAAGCUGCAGUUGAACCUGAAUCACGGGCUGAAGUUCCCUCUGACCAACGGAAGCCUCUACGGCCGGUUGCACAGCCAUCAGAACAGAGGGAAAACCGGCACGAUUACCAUGGGAAUUCAGCAACACUAUCCCAAAACGCAAUCCAUGAACGAGGACGGCAGCUACACGUCUCUACCGGCGGAACUGUCGUCCUUCACGAGCUCGACCUUCGAGCCGCGCCAGGACAGGAUCCCGGAGUCGCCGAAGAAGAGCUCGGCGGAGCAGCCGGGAUACGGCAGACGACCGAGACCGAACGAGAGCCUGCACGAUAAUCUGCUCGCCGGUAAUCGCAGGAAGAUCGGCAGCACCGACGUCUUCGGGCAGAACAUGGAGAACCUGGUGCAGCUGGACGAUCCUGCGAGCAAUCGAAAGUUCCAGAUCAAGAAUCUCGACGAGAUCCGCGAGGAACCGUCGAGGCGGCACGCCAGGAGCGUUCUCGGUCUGGAGAAGCUGAUACUCGGGCUGGAGAACAAUCUCCAGGAGCAGCAUUACGCGAGAAACGUUCUGCGCAGGAAUCAAAGCUUCGACCAUGCCAGAUAUCGGCCUAUGCUCGACACGAGGACUUAUAACUUGAAGAAGGACGAGCUUGCGAGAGAGAAUCUUCAAUUAAAUCUUCACAGACGGGACAGUCACUGCGACGGGUACGACAGCUCCGACGAUGAGAGUUGCGAUCUGGAGAACGGCGAUUUCGACACGAUGAGCUCCUGCAGGAGCAGGAGCAGAAGCUGCUGUUCCGUCACCACCGUCGCCAAUGAUGAUUUCGAAUAUUUCCAACGUAAGGGAACCAAGGUGGAGCUGCUGCCCUCGAAGCGAACCAGCGAGGUAAAGGUCAGCAUGCGAUCUUUCACGCCGCGUAUCAUAGAGAACGGCGCGGAGGAUCGCGAGGACAAGAAGUGCGGUAGCAACGCGAAGCUGCCGGCCGACACGAAGCCCAGCAUACAGUCCUACCAUCUGAAGACCAAUCGGAUCGCACCCGGUUACUCGAUGAACGACCUCGACAAGCUGACCGUCAAUAGAAAGCUGCCGAAUCUCUCGAUGGAGAAUCUGAAGAGCAUCCUGAAGAACUCCGACGUGAGUUACCUCGACAACGGCGACAUAUGCAAACACGAGAUCGGCGGCUCGGCGCCGGACUUCAAGAAGAUCUUCGUCUCCGAAUUCAUAUGAAAUUUAUACGACGCUAUGUAAAGUGUUCGUCAAGGCGAGAAGACUACCGUUCGUUCUCUCGCGAUGUCAGCAGAUGUAAAUGACACUCUGUACGGUCGGAUAACAUUAUUCCUCUUGGAACAGAAUCUAUACAGAAAUUUGCUUAUUGGAAAUACUUUCGUUUUUUUGAGAAAGAUCCGUUGAAACGGAAUUUUCAAGGGAGCGUAAAUUAGAGCAUUGAGAUGUAUGACAAUCUUAAUUCAUUAGUAGAGAAAAUGAUUGACGUAAAUUAUCUAUAUUGUUAGCGCACAUUGCGCAUAUUCUCGAGGCAUGAGAAGUCCUGUUGUUUCUGUAUAAUUGCGAAAAUUAUAUUUUUCUACGUAAGUAUCUUUUUAAAUAUAUUACAUUUUCGGACUUGUUAUUAAUUGUGUAAGCUGCGAUCAAUAAAUUGCGGAUACGCGACGUAACGUACAUGCAAUUAUUGCAGACGCUCGCGCAGCAUCGUGCCUAUUUUUGUAAAAAUGAUGUAAAAUACUUCACAAUACGUAACGAAUUUAUCUAAGACGGAGGGGGAGUUGAUUACAUAUAAACGCUAACUUGUAAAUAUUUUGUAUAUUUGUACCACAAUAUUUAAUAUAGCGAUUAUGUACAUGUAUACAAUCAGGCGUGGUUCCACGACCUCUGUAUCAUUUGAUUGUCGUGGAAACGACGAGCAAAUUGUAUAAAUUAAUCGUAAAUAAAUUUUACCUCUGGGUUUAUGUGUAAGGAAAA
This is a messenger RNA of Wasmannia auropunctata (little fire ant), 3753 nucleotides long. RefSeq lists its product as uncharacterized. The transcript has 8 exons. The record is from RefSeq and is a predicted model, not a curated record. Bases 772 to 3003 code for a protein of 743 amino acids. NCBI's taxonomy places the organism in Eukaryota, Metazoa, Arthropoda, Insecta, Hymenoptera, Formicidae.